Linum trigynum is the source of this 327-nucleotide messenger RNA. The record is from the annotation of a GenBank genome assembly. Lineage: Eukaryota; Viridiplantae; Streptophyta; Magnoliopsida; Malpighiales; Linaceae.
AUGACUGCUCAAUUGAAAUCAUCAAAUCUGAGGCCUCCCUAUGUGAUUGAUUUAGUAGACAUGGUACAUCAUUACUUAUGGUUUCAAGUUUUGCAUAUUCAGAAUAUUAGUAUUGUUGAGUCUGGGUUUAUUGGUACGUUCUGUGCCAUCAUACAGUUACCAGGGCCUGUUUCCAAGCUCUUUUGGAAGUCCUUACUAAAGUAUAGAUGUAUUGUCUUUUGUUUUGGGUGGUUGCAGUCCUUCAUUUCAGAGGUUUGCUGUGAGGACAUCAAAGAGGUUGGAGGAUGUUUCAAGUCUUGCUGGGAGGACGAAUCAGGAACUUUCUGA